AUGCUUCUCCCCUGCUUUGCUACAAGACUCGAGUGGUUGUCGAGUGGUUGUGUAGAUGAAGGCGAAACGGUAGACAAUCUGAGGCGGGACUCGGGACCAUCAAGAGCGGCCCUUGAUGCCGCUCUGCUUCGCCGCGUUCUAACUGUUGGGACGUUGUACCUCCUGCUCACACCGGUACACUGCCAAACGGACCCUGCUGCCGCCACGCCUCCGGCUGUCGGCGACCAGAACCAAACGGCGUCAGCCACUGGCACGACCCCAUCUCCAGUCCUCUCUUCUUCCACGCAGCCCGCCCCGUCUUCCACCAAUGCCACGCUGCAACUAGGAACACGUGACGGCAACGCCACGUCCAUUCCGCCAACGCCCCCAACGUCCGAUUCUAACUCAACAGCGCCAAACACCACAGCCAAAAUGGAGAUGACCUAUUUGGUCCGUCGCCCCACCACCCAAGCCCCGACAGAUGCGCCUCACACCCCGUCCGAGAAUCCGAUCGAUGAACCGGAGAGCCAGCUGGUGAAUGCAUCUACAUUUGAGGUGAUCGUGAAACAUCUAGCGGAUUCUGAGGGUUAUAACUACAGCGACCCAGUUCAACAGUGCGAUAUCCGCAAAUUUCUAGAGCCCAUUUACCUUGAUAAUGAAGCAGACAAUGGAGGUACGUUCUGUCCGAGUUACUACGACGAGAUUGUGUGUUGGGUUGCUAGUCCACCAGGUCUGGUUGAGAGGCAAUGUCCAGAGUUCUUCAACGGAAUCAUCUACAACACCAAUGACACUGUCACUAGAUUGUGCAUGUUCAAUGGCUCGUGGGGAAAUGACAACAAAUCGGACUACACUGAUUGCAAACCGUUGGUAGAUAUUAACCCCUUUAAUCCACAUGAGAGAGCCGCGGACAUUUUGAUUUACACGGGUUACAGCCUGUCUUUCACCACUCUACUGGGGGCGUUUGUUAUCCUUGUCUAUUUCAAGAGCUUACGAUGUGUGAGGAACUACAUUCAUCUUAACCUCGUGACCAGCUUUCUCCUUCUCUAUCUCAUCUUUUUUCUCAUGAUCAUCAUAAGCACUUUCUCUGAAGUGGCCGAAGAAGCAUGGUACUGCCGUCUGCAGGCGACAGCUCUUUUCUAUAUCAAUCUGACCAGCUUCUUUUGGAUGUUCGUAGAGGGCCUGUACCUCCAUACCAUGGUGGUGCGAGCCCUCGCCGUUCGGAGAGAGAAAUUUUGGGUGUAUUGCCUCAUAGGCUGGGGAUUACCGGUCAUCUUUUCAGUGGCCUAUGCUAUUACCGUAACAGUACUGGCUACCGGCACGAAAAAUGAUUGUCUUCAGAACAGCAAUGCGGAAUAUAUCAUUCGAGUGCCUAUCAUAGCCGUUAUCCUGGUCAACGUGUGCUUCAUGGUCCAUAUUAUGAUCAUUCUUGUCACUAAACUGAGGGCGUCACAUUCCUUCGAAACGCAACAAUACAGGAAGGGUGUCCGGGGGAUCGUGGUCCUGCUGCCUUUACUCGGGGCGUCCUACUUCAUGCUGCUUCUAGAGCCGAGCCCAGAGAAACCCAACGCCUCCACCUACGUCUACCGCUACCUAAACGCAUUCCUCCAGUCAACCCAAGGCUUCUUUGUCGCGAUCAUCUAUGUUUAUAUGAAUCAGGAGGUACAAAAUGUUAUAAAGAGACUGCUGAGGAGAUGGCAAGAACAAAACACGCUACCCUCAGGGCGUCACAUCUCAAGGAUAGGUUCACACUCGCGACAGAACAGUCUUGCGAACAACCUCUCUCACUUUAGAAGAGGUUCCAAUGAGGAUACAUGCGCUACCUUAAAGACAAGCCUCUCCCCCAAAACCGAUGGAGGGGACCACGUGGGCAACGGGAAACUCCCAAGUUACGUCAGCUCGGGAAGACAAGAAGAGCUGGUUCCCUUGCAACCCGUCCUGGAGGGCAGCAACGAGAAGCUACCAGAUUGGCCCGCCUCGGAUUCCCCGGCGACUAUUCUUGACAAGGAGACAACGGCACUUACGACAGACGAGGUGCUACCAGAAAAGAACGACAACGGAGUCGAGCAGGAAAAUGACAGGGCGGAGGAAGAAGAAGAGGAGAUGGAAUUUCGAAGCGAUGAUAAUUCUAUGAACGAUGAUCAUCCGGUUGGAGUGGGGUCGGAUGAAGCGCUGAUCGUCCACGGCAACACACCUGUCAUGGAACAGAAUCUGUUUCUGCAAGACAAACUUGCUCGUGAAAACAAUAACCUCCAGCGAAAUGGCGGCACCAAGGUGAAUAGUUCCGAUGAAAACUUACUGGCAGGACAAGUUGGUGCAUUGAACGCUAGCAAAGAGAAAAUGUCAGGCGGUGGUGACCAACCUUUCGGGAGUGUGCCUUCUGAAGGCAACCAGAACAACAGCAACAACACGCAGCUUCCAUGUAUACUAAAAACCCCGAGCGAGAGGCAUUGUUCCGGUGGUAAGAAACACGUUGCCUUUGUGUGUCCAGAUAUCACAGGGGAUGUUCAGCCCCACCCUCAACAGUUCUUUGAGGACUCCGAGUUUGACUCGUCUUUCAUAGCGAACCAAUCGCUUGGACUCUCGCCGGAGCCUGCUUCCACGUGCAGUACCAUCGCGUCAGACCCGUGGACGAGGGAAGGUGAUAAGUCAAAAUGGAGCCCAAAGAUUCUGUUUAAACGACCAAAGUGCUACGGAAGCCCCGCCUCACAGAGGUUGGUACGUCCCUCCUCUAGCGACCAAGGCCGCAAUGGUCGGAUCAAGCUUCCCAAAUCGCCCGCUGGGACUCCCGUAUGACUAGCUCCGCAAAUGGACGGUUACAAUGAAUUAAGCCGCGACUUUAUUUGAUGACAUAUUGACCAUCUUUUCAAGGGCAUGAUUUUUUUCUGCAACAUGAACCAAUGAGAUGCACCAAGUCUGUACUCAAGUGAACAUCCUGUCAACUGCCCUAUUGACCGCGAAGGAUGUGGACGAAGGAUGUGGACGCGUACAAACGUGAAUACAAUUUGAUAUGAUAGUUCACCCAGCGGAUAGACAAAGGGCGGAAAGGGAAAUUGGCUGAUGGCACCAAUAUGAACCUGCAUGACCUGACUGCAAACUUGUGCUUUCACAAUAGGUUAAAGACGGUGUGUAUGAUCGGCCGAACGCCCUGCCUAAACGAUGGUCAUGUGAAUCAUAGCCGAGUGCCUCCGAGUAUUUCAUUGAUAUUUGUACAAACCGUUAGCAGUUCCAAUUUGCAACAUCUUAUUGUUUUCGACCGAGGCCAGGAGCCUAGUCGUGGGUGCUUCUGUAAUGUUGCCUUUACAUACCCAGCAACGUACCUCAACUCUAGGCUCGCACUAGGAAUGAUCGUAGCGGGAAAAUGGAGCUCGCGCUUGCAACCAGUCACUUCUUCGCAAUGUGAACCGCCCGUUGUUGUUCUGCCCAAGUUAUGUAGAGGAUUCUGUUCAAAAGCAACCAUAGUGGAGUUGUCAGCGUAUUUCCAACCAGCUAUUAUGUGCAAAGUUAGCAUACAAGGAGUUCUUGUAACGUUGUGUUUAAUGUAUUGACGUGUAUCGUUUUGCUGAAUGUAAACAAGAGAAACAUUUCAUCCAUAAACCAUAGAUAUCCUUACGAUGUAUUGUAAAUAGUUUAAAUGCACGGUUAACAGGGGCUCUAUGGCAUAUUACUUUUAUUUUGUAAAUUCGACAAAAAUAUUCAAAUAGUCCUAUUUAGAGUAAAGAUGUUGCUGUAUAUAAUAAGGAAACUGACUAAGUUUGGCAGAACAAAACAUGUUAGAGUAUCUAAAUACGUGAGAUAUAAAAUACAAUGCUUAAUGUGGAUCAGAUUUUCCCAUUCGACCCAGGUGAAUUAAGUUGGUAACUGGCAAAGCUAGUGUUUUAACAAUUUACAGUGCCCUUUGGAAGAACAGUAUCCAAUACUGACGUGGCCACCAUGGGUAAAUAAGAUCACACAUUUAGAAUAAUUGUUGUAUUAUUUCAUCAUAAUGCUGAAUAUUAUUUAUGCUUAGGAAAAAUCGGGGCAAAAUGCCCGAUUCAAAUUAUAGCCGAUGUAUAAGACCCCAAAUGAUGUCAGCUACAUAUUCCAAUUUAAAGCGGCCUGUACCUGCAUUAGGUAUAACAAAUACAAACUAAAGACGAUGGAUAAACAAUUUAACAGGUAAACUGAUUGUUGUAAAGACAACUUUGACACUUGGGAAUAAAUUGUUAUAUAUUUUCGGUGAUUUUU
Strongylocentrotus purpuratus (purple sea urchin) is the source of this 4203-nucleotide messenger RNA. RefSeq lists its product as uncharacterized. Lineage: Eukaryota; Metazoa; Echinodermata; Echinoidea; Camarodonta; Strongylocentrotidae. The record is from RefSeq and is a predicted model, not a curated record. The coding region runs from base 1 to 2772 and encodes 923 amino acids. Gene Ontology annotation, molecular function: G protein-coupled peptide receptor activity; peptide hormone binding. The transcript is spliced from 12 exons. Gene Ontology annotation, cellular component: plasma membrane. Gene Ontology annotation, biological process: adenylate cyclase-modulating G protein-coupled receptor signaling pathway; cell surface receptor signaling pathway.